AUGCAUCGGGCUUUGCAACUCGGAGUCUAUUCAGGCUUCAGGCGCUUGCCCUCCUCAAGGUGGAGUCUGCGGUUCGGCGGUCGGCGUGAGCUGCAACAGCUGGUGUUCCCAGCUGCGGACUUCAGACACAUUCUCGACGAUGCGGGAAAAGUGUGUGAUCUGUACGCCGGGCAUCCGCUCUCUGGCCUGAGCCCGCACAAGCGCGGGCUGCUGCUGCAGAACCUCUGCAAGACUGUCCUGGCUUCUGCGCAUCCGCACUUACAGCUGGAGGAGCCUGUAUCAGGCCGAUGCGUAAAUGGCCAACGCAGAACAGCACAACAGGCACUGUGGGAUUGGACACUCGGGGGCAGGAAAGCUGAAUGCAAAAGCUGCAGAUUAGGUUGGAUGGCUAGCAAUCACGUCUGGGCGAUUAACGUCAGUGCGGUGAAGCUUCCAUUGCCUGGUGUUCGGACAUUGGUGCCAUUUGACGACUUGUACCUUGUUGUGGACACGCCGGAUGUCAUACACAUUCUGAAGCAUGACCUGCGGACCGGAGUCUCUACAGCCGGCUCCGAAACGGCUGUACGUGGACAAAAGAUUUGUGUAAGCGGGGGAAGAGGUGCAGCUCACUGGCGAGAUGCCCGCACAGCCAUUUUGCGGAAGUUGUGUGCGGGAAGGGGGCAGUGUGAGAUGAUAGCGGAAAUCCCUGUGUCGGAUAUCCCUGAGUCGGAUCAGUCUUUGCAAGCUGCCCUGUCCCAGGAAGAGAAAGACAAGAUGUACCAAGGCAUCCCGCUCAGCCGGAUGACCCCCUCCCUGCGAGCACUGCGGAUCGAACAAAUAGGCUGUGAAAUUGAUCGGAAGCUUAACCCGAGGUGCUCUAUCUUCCGGCAAGCUGGAGGUGACCCCCAAGUUGACUGGCUUAGGGAUGACGUGCGGGUGGAGCUGAAACACACUAAAGCAGUGCAGAUGAAGUCAGGGUCAUGGCGAGUCUGCUUCAGCAAAAUCAAAUGCGCUGUGGACGGACUUCGCGAAACGAAGGCCUUCGACGAGCUGUGGCUUGCGGUUUACAGCCCACUCGGGAUCGAUUUCUUCAAGAGCAACGGGGAUCUUCCCUACACAAGUGUUGGGGUGCGUGAGGCUUUUGGCAACGACCUCGAUAUUCGCAGCCAUGCCCAUGAGACGGAGCUUCGUGCAGCAUUGUGUUCUAUCCGGUGGCAGCUGGAACGGAUGGGAUGCUGCUUGACAGCAUCUGUUCGCUGGUAG
Messenger RNA from Symbiodinium natans, 1242 nucleotides. Lineage: Eukaryota; Dinophyceae; Suessiales; Symbiodiniaceae. The record is from the annotation of a GenBank genome assembly.